CUGACCCGUUAAAUAAGCGACCAUUGUAAGAUCUCAUACUCAAAACGGCCGCUGUUCGGUCUUCGAACCACCCAAAAACGCCAUAGUUUCCCCUCUUAAAACCCGCUACGCUCACCGUUUAUACUACUACAACUUACAGCUACAAAAAUCGAACGCUCCAAAAAAAAAAAAAAACUAGUAGUAAAAGACUGAGGGAGGAGGAGGAUUCGGCCGUCGAAUCUCAACCUCUUUCUCCCUCUCGAGCAGAGCUGCGAAGAAUCUGGCUGCAUUCCGUCAUCUCUCUCAGCUCUGUCUCUCGUAUAUUUCCUUUUCAGAAAUGGAUUAUUAGUUUCACCAGCUUGGCUAGUGAUGGACCACAAUCACUUAUCGAUAAAGACAUAUAUGGCCAUCACGGCUGAGCGAGAUGCGGCCAUCCGGGAAAGGAACAUGGCACUGGAGGAGAGAAAGAGGGCCUUCUCUGAGAGAGACAUGGCAAUGCUUCAGCGGGAUGCAGCUAUUGCUGAACGUAAUUCUGCCAUACAAGAACGAGAUGAGGCCAUUGCUGCUCUGCAAAUAAGGGACUGCUCUGUAAAUAAUAUGCUUUCUGACUCCGCUGAGGAUGGGGUUGCAGAUGGAACCGAAGACAUGCAUUACCAGCAUAUGCAUCACGCUAUGGUUAAUGCUGCAUUUAGUCCUAGAGAUAUUCUAACUAGUGAGACCUUUAAUAGUACACAAGUUGCUUCUGAAACUGCGAAAGCCACGAAAGUGAGGCAGCCAAAGGAAGGUAAGAUGACAAAAUCAGUCAAGUCUCCAAGGUCGCCUAAAAGACGGGCUGAAGGCAUGAUUAAGCCACUAACUCCUGCUUCAUCAAAUGGUUGGAAUGCUGGCCAUGAUUUGAAACGCGAGGAAGAAUUAGAAGGGCAUCUUGGUACGUGGAAGGAUAAUAUAGGCUUGAAUCAAAUAAACUUUGACGAAACUUCCAUGCCAGUGCCAGUUUGCUCCUGCACUGGAACACCCCAGCCUUGUUAUAAGUGGGGGAAUGGUGGAUGGCAGUCGGCUUGCUGUACAACGACCAUGUCUGUGUAUCCGUUACCUCAGGUAUCUAAUAAGCGGUAUACCAGAGUCGGUGGCAGAAAGAUGAGUGGAAGUGCCUUCAAUAAAUUGCUAAAUCGACUUGUUGCCGAGGGUCAUGACCUGUACUCUGCUCCACUUGAUCUGAAGGACCAUUGGGCAAAGCAUGGCACGAAUCGGUAUAGCACCUUGAAGUGACUCCAGAAUGACCUGCUGUCAGUGUUGCACACAUGUUGGACGGUUUAUGUAUGGUGCAAUCUUAUACCGCCCAUUAGCGGAGAUAUUGGAGGGGCUCAACUCUGAAUUCUGCUGGUGCUCAUCAAAUCCCAGAUUAUAAACAAUGGAAAGGAAAAUAUACAGAGCUCAAAAUUUGUUUUCCAUGUUCUGUUGUAUUUUGUUUGGUGUUGCUAUGGAUUAGGACAAAAAUUUGUUGUUGGGCAUACAUGAUACGGGGAGAAAGAUUAUGUAUAUGAAAUCUGAAUACUCAAACAGCUAUAUACCAAUUGAACCUGAAGCUGCAAAAUCUUACCACCGGAGCGAAUGCUGUAAUUUGGCACCUUCAA
This is a messenger RNA of Coffea eugenioides, 1613 nucleotides long. RefSeq names its product protein BASIC PENTACYSTEINE6-like. The record is from RefSeq and is a predicted model, not a curated record. The transcript has 3 exons. Gene Ontology annotation, cellular component: nucleus. NCBI's taxonomy places the organism in Eukaryota, Viridiplantae, Streptophyta, Magnoliopsida, Gentianales, Rubiaceae. Gene Ontology annotation, biological process: response to ethylene. The coding region runs from base 349 to 1248 and encodes 299 amino acids. Gene Ontology annotation, molecular function: sequence-specific DNA binding; DNA-binding transcription factor activity.